AUGGAGCAUCUUCACCUGAUAUUCUCUUCCAUCAUCUUCAUCAUAUUCUUGAUUCUCCUCCAUGGCCUUGAUCUUUACCGGAGAAGAAGACUCCCGCCUGGCCCCGUCAGGCUCCCCAUCAUUGGAAACCUCCUCCACAUUGGUUCAAAACCCCAUGAAUCCCUAGCCAAGCUCGCACACAAACAUGGUCCUCUUAUGACCAUCCGAUUGGGCAGCAUCACCAGUGUGGUGGCAUCGACACCUGAUGCUGCCAGACAAAUCCUCCAACUAAAUGACGACGCUUGCUCCGGUCGCCUCGUACCAGAUGUAAAUAACGCUCUGAAACACCCUGAAACAACGAUCUUAUGGAUGCCGCCUGACAAGACCUGGCGGGCUAUGAGGAAAGCUCUCAACUUGUAUCUCACCAAUCGACAGAAACUCGACAGUCUCAGCUACCUCCGCCAAAACGUGGUUGCAGGGAUGGUUGACUUCAUUCGGGAGUCGGCGGAGAAAAAGGCCACAGUGGACAUUGGACAGCUGGCGUUUGCCGUGGCACUUAACCAAAUGUCAAACACGAUUCUCUCACAGAACGUGACCAACUAUGUCUCUGAGAAUAUCGGGGGUUUCAAGUCGGCUGUGGAGACUUAUAUGGAGAUGCUUGGGAAGUUCAACAUUGCAGACAUAUUUCCGGUGCUGAAACCAUUAGACCCACAGAACAUACGGCGUCAGGCGAAGUCGGCUUUCAACUGGUUGGAUGAAGUGAUUGAAGGUUUCGUAAAUGAGAGACUUAAGAAUCGAGAGUUGAAGGUGUCGAGUUCUGGUGAUAUGUUAGACUCACUGCUCGACUACAGUCAAGAAAACGAAGCCAUUUUCAAUCUCCAACACAUCAAUUGUUUACUCGUGGAUAUAUUCAUAGCAGGAACAGACACCAGUUCAAACACGAUAACAUGGGCGAUGACAGAAUUAUUACUUAACCCUGAUAUGUUAUCAAGACUCCGGGAAGAACUCAGACAAAUAGUGGGAGAAGAUGGAAAAAUUGAAGAAGCCAAAAUCAUGGACUUGCCGUAUUUGGAUGCUGUCAUCAAGGAAACAAUGCGACUUCACUUAGCUGCUCCCCUAUUGGCGCCUCAUAAAACCGAGUCCGAAGUGCAACUCGGAAACUAUAUUAUACCAACAAACACACAAAUUCUUGUGAACGCAUGGGCCAUAGCACGGGACCCAAGAUACUGGGAAAACCCGAUGAUGUUUAUGCCAGAAAGGUUCUUAGCUAAUCAAGUUGACUAUAAGGGUAAGCAUUUCGAGUUUAUACCAUUUGGGUCGGGUCGAAGGAGGUGCCCUGGAAUGCCAUUGGCUCAUAGGCUGGUACGUUUGCUACUGGCCUCAUUUGUUUAUCAUUUUGACUGGGAGCUUCCUCAUGCGAAAGAAGAAAUGGACAUGAAUACCAUUUUCGGUCUUACAUUGCUUAAGGCAAUACCACUUGUUGCUAUACCUAUACCCCUCGCAAGCUAAAAAUGGAUAUUUAAUUGAUUGUUGUGGAAAACAUUUACUUCUGUUUGAUGUGUAUAUUAAUCUUGUAAUUUCAGCUCUCGAAUGAGAUAAUGGU
Messenger RNA from Lactuca saligna, 1582 nucleotides. The record is from the annotation of a GenBank genome assembly. Lineage: Eukaryota; Viridiplantae; Streptophyta; Magnoliopsida; Asterales; Asteraceae.